Molecule: messenger RNA, 2627 nt
Organism: Lobosporangium transversale
Lineage: Eukaryota; Fungi; Mortierellomycota; Mortierellomycetes; Mortierellales; Mortierellaceae
Exons: 3
Coding region: 249-2597 (782 amino acids)
Source: RefSeq, a predicted model, not a curated record
CGGGAACGAAUUCGUGUGGUGUCUUAUCUCUUUUUGUUUGAUAAAAAAAGACUUACUCCUUUUUCUCAGACCCAUUCAUCCACACUCUUUCACCCUCGUUCUGUCGCUGAUGCCGUCCUCUCAUAAAUAAUCUCACUCUCGCACUCACCAACUCUUUAUCUUCCUUACAACUCUUAAUAUUUUUAGUAAAAGUCUACUCGCCCAUUUUUCAUCACACCCGUCUCGACUUUAAACAGUAAAGACCAACCAUGGCAACAUACAAGCAGCGCACACACUACAACCGUCAAACUGGCGGAUACUCAUCUGAGCAGGACUUGCCUGCAUCACAGCAUGCAACUGCUGGUAAACAUACGAGUGAAUCGAUAUUAUCUAGCUCGUCACAUGCAGCAGCCUUAUCUCAUAUCAAUCCAGCAGACGAUAUCCUCCUUGACGAUGCAUUAGAUCAAGAAUGGACGUCCAUCCGUCACCAUAACACUAGUGGUGCUGCUCGGGCGCGGGCGCGACAACAGUUGUAUUUGCACCAGGAGCAACAGCGUGCGCAGGAAUGGAGUUUCGUAUUAGGUCAGCGUCAUCAACGACCCUCCCUAUCAGGGGCUGUCACAGGCAGUAUCAGGAGUAAUAGUACUGAAACUUUUACUCAUGAGACCGGAACCCUGUCUUCGGAUGAAGGGGACGAUGUCCGUGAUAGUCUUACUGAAUUGGCAACAACAGCUAUUGGCCCACGUGGUAGAGAUGCAAUGUCACUUCGACUGCAUGAAACACAUAGUCGUCGUAGAGAUAGAGCCAGCAGUAUCGGUACUUUGAGCUACUCUGAUUUUACCAGUGAGGGUCUAGAAAGCAUAGAGGGCGAGUCUGAAGAUCCUUCUAUCUGGUCACAGGACGAUGACGAAGGUCACUUAUCAUCUUCUAAUACGGCCACGCCGCGACUCUCUGCACGCCGUAUUACCCCAGCAUCGCCCUAUACGGGAUCAUCUCCAUCAACGACUUCGCUCAAUAAUAUGAUACAUCCGUCUUUUGCACAGCAUUUAAGUGGAGUUGGAAACAGGUUCCAUACCCAGAUGCUCUUCCAUGAUGGUGCUGGUAACUUUGUAAUGAAUACUAGCACUCCAUCUUCGUCUCGUGUGGGUUCUGACCAUGAGUCUGAGCUGUAUACUGGGUGGGAAAGCUCUUCUUCCACAUCUUCAUCAAUCAAGCACCGGCAGCGUCAGCAAAAGCAUAGAGAACAAUGGAGCGAAAAAGGAUGGGUUACAAAAUCAAAAGGUCCUGUUUCCCCAGGUGAAUUUGAUACUGUAAUCAACAAUAUUUCUCUCUUGCAGGAUCGCUACGUCCCUUCAUCCCACCAAAAGCAGCUGUUGGCUGCAUCUCCGAGCACACAACGCAGUACUUUGGGUUACUCUCACUCUCAUCAUCAUUUACCGUCCCCACCUCCCUCUACUGCUACUAUUGCGACUAGUACCUCAAAGUACUCUAAAAGACGCCCCGGUCCAUCCAAGCUCUCAAAAUGUAAUAUUUACGAAGCGGAGAUGGAGGACAUUGAUGCCAUGGUGAUUGAUAUCCCUGCCAAGCAAAGUUGGUUGCAAGUAUUUGAAAGUGCUUUGAGUACAUUUAGAUCGCGCGAAGUGGAGCUAGAUUUGGAUGACAGUUCACAUAUCAAUCCCAUAAAGGCACUGGCACGCCAUGCUUCCUAUGAUGACACAGACUUAGUUGGUCUAUCAAAGACUCUCGUCCCGGAAUAUUUGUCAGAUAACACGCCAGUAAAAAUGAGACGCCGCUCCUGGUCCAAUUCUACGACCAUAAACAAGAACCCGUGUACCAAUACGAUUGCAUCUUCUUCCGUUGAUUCGAUGGGCAGCAAUGCUACAAACAUGAAAAGGAUCAAACAACAAGUUUCUGCAUCUUCAUUGGAAGCUCUUAAGAGGCUACAGGCAUGGCAUAGGACCAGCUAUCAGGACUAUGGAAAGGCACAUCAACCUUUUUCGGCGGUGACAGCAGCAUCUACUGUCCCUAUAGAAUCAGUGCAUAGUGAGCAUCUUGACCCAAUGCAAGUACAUUUCCCGCCAACUGUUCCGGACAAUUUACGAGAUGAUGCUCCCCGUACUCAAGCCAUUAAACCAAGCUCGAAUCAAGGUGCAGAAAGUGAACGCCAAGGGCAGACAAGCGGAGAACGCGACUCUAACCUUCUGGCAGCAGUGAUCUCAACUCUACGGCGAUUCGGCGAUCACGUCAAAUCCAAUCUACUGCACCCAGAAUUUGACGAGGACACGUCCAAUUAUUUGGCAGGACUUGGGUUUGAAGGUGAUCUAGGCAUUGAGUGGGCAACCGGCCGUGGCGCGCCCUUGGCACUUUUAGAAAAUAAUAACGCUGUAAGCUCUCAUGGCCAUCAGCCUCAUCACCAAGGCUCUCGCCGUAGCCAAAGCGCUCUUGAUAACUAUCCUUCCACCACUAUAACUACCUCAUCUACAUUCAUGUCCCAAUCGACCUCAAGCGCACUCCCAAAAAGACUGAGCAUCCGUAGAAAUGGUAGUGACUGUGGCCUGGAAAGUAUGUUCCAUAAUCAAACUCGGGAGUCUGCUGUGAACACGACUACUUCCUAUUGAUAACUAGGGUUAGAAAUGUUUAGUCCAAAC